GCUGAGCCCUCCAGAAUCGUUGUGCCUGACUGAGAAAGUGGAGGUGGCAGAAUUUAGCUGUGAAAAACUCCUGGAGUUUGGUUACCAUGUGGCAUUGCUGGAUGCCCUUUAUCUUGGCCUGGGUAUCCAUGGCAACUCCAUCACUCUGUCAAAGUGGAGACUGGGGUUCAGGCUUUGACAUUUACUCUUCGAUAAUGGCCACCAAUGACACAUCUCAGACAGUUGGUGAUGAGCCUGUGAGGAUAAGAAACAAUCAAGCCUGGGUCACAUCAGCAGCUUCCUCACCGUCACCGUCACCUUCACCUGUGCUGCAGUACGAGCCUCAACCUGACAAGUGCUCAGUCCACUUCAACACUAACACUGCUUGGGCUCGAAGGCUUAAGGCCGAGAAAGAGGAGCUGGCCUAUCUGCAGGCCAUUCAGCAUGGAAACAAGGCAGUGGUGGAGAACUUGGUGCAGUUUGUGGGGGCAGAGCUGGGAGAUCUGAGCUAUGAAGAUGUGAUUAAGGAAAAUAUCAUUGGCAUCCAAGAAGACCACAAAAGUUGCCACGAGGUGGUCGAGAAGGCUGAAGACGAUAUGGAAAAACAGCUGGAAGGGGAAGUGCUGCACGCUGGGAUGCAGAAAAUCAGGGAAGAGUCCUUGGCCUUUGAAGACAUGCUCCGUACUGCAGUAGACAUCGCCAACAGGCUGGAGAUCUCAUCGCAGGCUCUGCAUGCUUCAUUCACCAAGCAGCUGAAAGACAUCACAAAAAUUCACCGCUAA
Messenger RNA from Plectropomus leopardus (leopard coralgrouper), 761 nucleotides. RefSeq lists its product as uncharacterized. Lineage: Eukaryota; Metazoa; Chordata; Actinopteri; Perciformes; Serranidae. The record is from RefSeq and is a predicted model, not a curated record.